Molecule: messenger RNA, 7022 nt
Organism: Exophiala oligosperma
Lineage: Eukaryota; Fungi; Ascomycota; Eurotiomycetes; Chaetothyriales; Herpotrichiellaceae
Exons: 2
Coding region: 273-6971 (2232 amino acids)
Biological process (GO): termination of RNA polymerase II transcription
Cellular component (GO): nuclear body
Molecular function (GO): helicase activity; zinc ion binding; transcription termination site sequence-specific DNA binding
Source: RefSeq, a predicted model, not a curated record
CCGCUCAACGCGCCACGCGGGUCAUUUGGCUGCGGAGAAACAAUCCUACGAGCGACAUGGGCAAGCAGAAUGGCAUACUAAAGGCUCAGACUUGUUUCAAUAAUACACAAUACCUCACCACCAAACAAACAUGAUCCCUCGGUCUCGCAAUCUCAUUCAAAAACCUUGACCCUCCUCUAAAUGGAACACCAGUCCGCUAUGCAACAUCAUCUUCACCCCUCUGACUUCGACUCGAUCUACCUUCCCAACCAAAUCCUUCACGGAUCGCAGUCAUGGCGGAAUUCAUAACGUCCCUGCAAGAACUCCAACAACUCCCUGAUGGACUUCAUCUCCUCUGCCCUCGCCAAUCAGAAGACGACUUCGAGCGGUAUGAGGACGAGCACGACUGUGAGGCCGAAGGAGGAGAGACACUUGAUCCGGAAAAACGGGCCAGAUAUCAAGAAAUAAAGAUUCGCCGAAAGAAAUUCAUAUCCUCUCUCCAACUACUAGCUUACGACGGCACCGAAAGUGAGCAGUACCAGAAAUAUAUCUGGGACACGGUCGACGCGGCGCUGGCAAGGUGCGACAUAUGCAUUCGGGAGUACUACAUUGCAAAGGUAGACUUCUUGGCUACGCUACGAGAAGAGUACGAGGAAGAGGAUAUCAAAAAUUUCUUUUCCAUCAUCAAUCGACGAGACGUCCAGCGUAUUACUCGAGGUCUAGAUUCUGCCGAUCAAACGCUCCAAAGUCUACCGGGACCAAAGAAAGUAACUUCAUCGUUAACACCCAAGGAUUUACAUGCUCUUUAUGAGGCACUAGUCUGCGAAGCCUUUCUACGAGAUGAAGGUCUCCUCAGGCAACAUUUCGACAGUCCUUUCAAGACAAUACAGUCACGAAAACCGCUUAAGAUGCGGGAAAUCCUACCAGCUGCCAUAAGAUUUCUUUUUGAUACCAAUCAGGUGCGGCUAGCUUGGGCGAGUUCUAUCUGGAGACGGCUUGACAGGGUUGUCAAGGAUAUCGAAUUUGACUGGGCUAUCAAAGAUUUCCUGCAGGAGAGAGUGCAGCAGGCUAUCGAACCCGGUGACACGACCAGAUUGUGGUCCGCUCUGAAGCUAAUCGUUAGCAAAUUAGAUCGUCGAAUGAUCACAUACAAGUUGUUCGACCUACAGCCGAAUCUUUGCACCACAGCUCUCAACCACCUUGCGAGACGUUCGAGCGCGGUGCCUUUCAUUGUCCAGACUCUGGAAGAUAUACUCGACAAGGCUCCUGAUGCAUUCUGGCAAGCCAUGGGCUCGAUCUCAUCCCAGACGAUAGUCGAACAGGUCUUCGCCAGCCCAAACUUCAACAAGCAUUUACUGGAGUCUGUCAAACCACCUCCAGAGCUCGAAGGCAAAUGUCCCGCCCCGGUCGACCCACGGGCCGAUAACCAUGUGUUGUCGUGGAUUUCAGCAUUCAUGGAAUCGUUGAAGCCGGCCAAUCGUCCGGCAGCUGCGCAAACGAUAGUCGCUCAACUCUUCGAGAGGAUCAAUGACCGGGACCUCGUAGUUUCUGCGAGGUUGAUCUGUUUUGAGAAGGCUGUUUCUGUCCUGCUAAAAACAGUUAUCAGCUUCACUGCCAAUCAAAACGAUCAGAAGAACGUUGAACGCUUGGUGUUGUCAGAUACCCUCAAUCUUGUUGGGUACCGUUUAGAUGAGCUCCUCAGUCCAAAAGACCCGGCUUUGGCUGAAGCUGUGAAGAAAUCGCUACGAGACGAUAUCCUCAUUCUCGUUAAAAAUGCCGUAGCACUCGAAUGUCAAUGUCUGAAGACAGAUUUCGAGUCGAUCAGCACGAAAAUCAAUUUACGACAUGGGUCCAGCUCAUAUACCCCGGAAAUAUGGACUGCAAUCAUCGACAAUCUCAGUGAUAAUGACGCCCCUUUAUCUUCAGCAGCUUUGCUGGGCACAAUGGCGUUGCCGGGCUUAGAACAAUUUAGGAUAAGAGAAGGCUCGGCCGAUGUACAAGAGAAAAAGUCUUUCAACUCCAUCUUCGACAAAAUCACUGGUAUGCUUGGAAAACUUCUAGAGAAGAUUUCAGAGUUCAGCCCAGAUCAUCUGGAUUAUCUCUUUAGAGCUCAAGAUACAAGCAUGUCUCUUAUUGCCGCCCUCUUUUCGCCAGACCAGAGUACUUAUCAAGCCGCGAUCGAACUGAUCAAGAACAUCAGCGGAGAGUCGGGUCGAAAGGAAGCGCUAGCACACCUGAUAGGGGCAUUUCUUGGUACCACAAUCUACGGCAUAUGCUGGACCUUUCGGCGGAUUGCAAACUACAAGACUUUCGCUUCGGUGCCCCGAAUGCUUAAGACUGGCAUGGAGAUCCUGGAUAUUCUUUGCAAUCUGACCGAUGGCCAAUUAAGAAGAGCAAAGAUUUCCUCACGCGAUGCAUCUGCUAUCCAGAGCUACUGGUCUUAUCAGUGGAUUGCUUUGAGAGUCGUGUAUAGUCAAACCGAAAAAUGGUCACUAGAACUUCAUAACAAGGAGCUUAUGAUUGAGGUUUGUCGGGAUGCUAUGCAGUACGCCGAGGCUCUGUUUGACCAGUAUGACCUCUUCUCGAGCGUCAUUACCAGAGCAAAACCCGACAAAGCGAAAGAGAUUCAUCGCCUGCUCCUCGAUUCUGACGAUCCGAGUGUAGGGUCACCUCUGAGUACUCUGGAUGCCAUGUCAAAGUGGCUGAGGCUACGGGACGAGUACCUUGCUGAAACCUUGGUAACGCUCAUCACCAACAUGUUGUACCGUUUGAAGGGACAUGAUGCCCUGAACGCAGAGAGCGACGGCCUGGCGUACAUUCAAGAAGUCGCCACAAAGCAGUCCAUCAAAACCAUUUUGACGUCCUCUCAGAAAGCAAUUCUAGUUCGAGCGCUCGAAAACUACUGGGGUCGCCAAAUUGGGAAACCUGUUAUCAAGAAACAAGCCACCCUUGAUAUUAAAGGCUGGUCCGAGUCCGCCGCUGUUGGUCGAUCUGAUGCUUCCACUCCUGAAUCUCGAUAUGCCGACGAAUUCGGCGACGACGAUAUCGCCGAUGAGGACCUGGUCGAGAUAGCAAGUAAGACGCUCGAUACUCAGACAACGAGGAUUACUUCCAAAGACAAGAAUCAAAUCAAGACCCUGCUUACUCGCCAGCAGCCUGUGAAGCCAAAGGCUAUGAAGCCGUCUACGGUUGACACCACCGCGAAGAAAGCUCAAGAUGCCAAGGCAUUCAUUGAAAACCGUAAGCGCGAGGAGGCAGCUCGGAAACUAAGAGAUAAGGAAGCCGCACUAAAGUUGCGAGGCAAGAUCGGUGUUGGCAAACAAACUAUGGGUCAAGGUUCUGGUCUCUCUGGCAUUGGGGUUGUUGGGAAAGACCACACCGUUGGAAGUAGCGGAAUCAUGGUAUCAUCUGACUCGGAGUCCGAUCCAGAUUCGGACGAAGAGUUGUUCGGAAAGCUUCCUAUCACUCAAGGGACAACAGUACGCAAUCAGGCAGGCGUGAGAAAGCCUCUAUCAACCGGUCCUGUACGCAAGGUCAAACAAGUGCGCUCACAACGAGAUAUCAGAGCUCGACUCGCGCCGGAUCUGACCGAGCUCCACAGAACAAUCCUGAGCUGGGACUUCUUCGCAGAUACCGAUCUUCCACCGAAUUCCCAGAAGAACGACUAUACAUUGGUCACAGACACAUUUCGCAACCCCCAGGACUACCAGAGUACGUUUGAACCACUCUUGAUACUAGAAGGCUGGCAGAGCUUUCGUGCAGCGCGCGAGGACGGCACUUUUAAGCCCUUCGAGGUGAAAGUGGCGAAUUCCCUGAUUGUUGAUCAAUUCAUUGAGAUCAAUUCUCGGGUAUCUAUGGCUGAAGGCAAAGACCUCGGCAUUAGUACCUCUGAUGUUGUGCUUCUCUCCAGGUCCAAGCAACCUGAGCGAGAUCCGAGUGAACCACACUGUCUGGCACGGGUGAAGGAAAUCACCCGGAAACGGGGCGAGGUCCAGAUCGUAUACCGCGUCUCCGCUUCUGGCAAUCCCCUGAGACCAUACUUAAAUGACCAGGCACUUGUGUACGGGGCCCAGAUCUUGUCACUGACGCCAUUGGAGAGGGAAUAUGGUGCAUUGAUGGCUCUGCAGUACUACGACCUUUGCGAGGAGAUUAUCAGAGCCAAACCAUCUCCGAUUCUCGAUUACACAGAGCAAGACCUCGAGCCUCUCGUGAAAACUUACAAUGUCAACUUAGCCCAAGCCAAGGCUAUCAAGUCAGCACUUGAUAACGACGCAUUCACUUUGAUUCAGGGUCCCCCAGGUUCUGGCAAGACGAAAACCAUUUGCGGUUUGGUUGGAGCUAUGUUGACGGGCUCUAUCAGGAAACCCGAUGCCUCUGGUCAGCGCUUGAACACGGCAACAGGGCGCCCUGUGGGCGCUCCUGCUUCUACGAAAAAGGUCCUUGUCUGUGCACCCAGUAAUGCGGCCGUUGAUGAAUUGGUCAUGAGAUUGAAAAAGGGCGUUACCCUCAGGGACGGUACCCAUGAAAAAUUAUCAGUGGUGCGCUUGGGUCGGACUGACGCUAUCAACACUAACGUGAAAGACGUUACGCUUGAGGAGCUCGUCAACGCUAAACUCGGCACGGCAGCACCCAAGAAUCCUCAAGAUGAUAUUCAUUCAGUCAUGAUGAAGCACAAGGCGAUCUCAGAGGAGCUGAAUACACUUCGAAAUCGCAUCAACGAUCAACGUGGUCGAGGCCAACCCGUACCAAGCUCGGAAGAGCAGCUUAUGGAUGCUCUGAAACGCGAGAAGAAUGGACUCAGUUCGAAAAUCGACGACAUGAGAGAACGUCAAAACACGGCGUCCCGUGACAUGGAUCUCAAUCGCAAACGGAUUCAGCAAGAAAUCCUUGACUCGGCUCAUGUGCUCUGUGCUACCCUCAGUGGUAGUGGUCAUGAAAUUUUCCAAGGGCUCAACAUCGAGUUCGAGACUGUCAUCAUCGAUGAAGCCGCACAGUCCAUUGAGCUUUCCGCAUUGAUUCCGCUCAAGUACGGCUGUUCAAAAUGUAUCUUGGUGGGUGACCCAAAACAGUUGCCACCCACAGUCUUGUCCCGGGCAGCCGCCAAAUUUCAAUACGAACAGAGUUUGUUUGCCCGUAUGGAGAACAACCAUAGGAAAGAUGUGCAUUUGCUUGACACACAAUACCGCAUGCACCCCGAGAUUAGCCUCUUCCCCAGCAAGACAUUCUACGAUUCUCGACUCAAAGAUGGUGCUGGCAUGGCCAAACUUCGACAUAGGCCCUGGCACAACAGCGAGGUCUUUGCUCCGUAUCGCUUCUUUGAUGUACAGGGCAUGAGUCAAGCUGCUACCAAAGGCCAUUCGUUGAUCAAUGUUGCCGAAUUGAAUGUAGCCAUGCAGCUUUAUGACCGAUUGUUAAAUGAUGUCCCGAAGUACAAUUUCUCUGGAAAGAUAGGGAUCAUCACACCUUACAAAGGGCAGCUCAAAGAACUCAGGUUGCGUUUCAAACAACGCUACGGAGAGGACAUAACUUCCAAAGUCGACUUCAACACCACGGAUGCAUUCCAAGGUCGAGAGAGUGAAAUCAUUAUUUUCUCUUGCGUGCGAGCAUCGACCAAAGGCAUCGGCUUCUUGAACGACAUUCGUCGUAUGAACGUCGGUUUGACGCGAGCCAUGUGUUCACUUUGGGUUCUCGGUAAUUCUCAGGCACUCACGCAAGGCGAAUUCUGGAAAGCAUUGAUCACCGAUGCAAAAGGACGCAAUCUGUACACCCAGGGUGAUAUUACAAGUCUCCUCCGUCGGCCAGUCUUGACUGGUGCGAUGAUGGAGGCUGACGUUGAGAUGAUGGACGUAGACGAACCAGCUUCUGUUGUCAAGCUACAGCCCGAUAACAAUCAGAAUUCGAUCAUGGAUUUAGAUCAAGCAAAAGUCGAAACUGCGCGGCCCGUCGUCAGUCGCCAAAAUUCGACUAUAGGCAAGUCGAGCCCAACAGCAUCGUCACCUGCGCUUGUCAGACGGCCCGAUCCUGGUUCUGGACUCUCUUCGGCUCAGCCUACCCCUUUACCGUCAAGACCGAGCAGCAGCUUGUCUCGGGACUCGGCCAUGUCGACCUCGUCCAAACCGGAUGCUAGGCGCCCACAACCCUCGCGCACAGAGAGUCAUGGAGAAACAAUCAAACCUAACAUGAAGAGCGCGAGCAAAAUACCUUCCACAAAGGCUCGCCCUGAGGCAUGUCCGGAUUCAAGGCUCGCAAGAUCCGAUCAAACUCGAUCUGGAGCCCAUGGUCCAUCUGGAGGCGGCAACGGGUUGAAUGAUCUCGCUAAUUGUGCUAUAUGUGGGUCAUAUGACCAUUACAGCUUCAAUUGUGACAACGAAGAGGCCAGAUCGGCAGCUUUGGGUAAUUGUCACCGCUGCCACCGGCCGGGACACAACUACGGCAGCUGCACGGCGCCGCGAUGCAUCACUUGUGGCGAAGUUGGGCAUGCCAGCGUGGACUGUACCGCGCCUAUUAGGCAUAGGCUGACCAGCGUUCAACAAGUCGAGGUACAAAAGCAGGAGGUUCGCUUUGGAGCCGCCAGGGACAAGGCGAGAGAACGACGGGCCGAAAGACAGCUUGGUGAGCACGGAGCCAAGAUUCCCACGGUCAAGAGCACCUUGCCGGCAGCCAACGGACCAGCCCUCGACGCGAAGAGAAAGAGGGAUGAGUCGACGGAUUCUUCCGACCGUGGUAAGGUGAAGCGACGAGACAAGGACGGCGGGAAGGUCCUCGCCAAUGGUCCGCAGAAGGAUCCUCCGCCGAAGGCACCUUCUCGUCCUCCGCCGACGGGGCCGAGUGCAGGUCGAGGUUUCGCUCGACCGCCGCCGACCGGCCCAGCGGGAGGAGCUCCACGACCUGGCAUGGGCCCUGGAGGGAGACCCUUGCUGAUGAACAAUGGACAACCGAUGGUUCGGAAGAAGAAAGCCAACGCCAACGACAUGUUUGUGAAGAAAAAAUGAGCCCGUUGGUUGGCGAUGACUUGGAGUUUCUUCUCUCCCCCUCCCCCCCCC